This is a messenger RNA of Scheffersomyces amazonensis, 1774 nucleotides long. RefSeq lists its product as uncharacterized. Gene Ontology annotation, molecular function: DNA-binding transcription factor activity, RNA polymerase II-specific; RNA polymerase II transcription regulatory region sequence-specific DNA binding. The record is from RefSeq and is a predicted model, not a curated record. Gene Ontology annotation, biological process: regulation of transcription by RNA polymerase II. The coding region runs from base 34 to 1302 and encodes 422 amino acids. NCBI's taxonomy places the organism in Eukaryota, Fungi, Ascomycota, Pichiomycetes, Serinales, Debaryomycetaceae. The transcript has a single exon. Gene Ontology annotation, cellular component: nucleus.
AGUUAAAUACCUAAAAGUCGGGUAAUUGAUAUAAUGAGAGUUCCAUCCAGAAGAGCCGAGAUCCGUGCAGCAUUGAGAGCACGAAUAAAGCAAAUUUCAGAGGAUGAUUCUGAUCUUGAACGAGGUGAUUUAAGUGAGCAUGAAGUAUUAGAUAAGUAUAAUGAUGAUGCUACCAAUCAUCUAUCGAAAAAAUCUAGUUCAGUGAAAAAUAAGGAAGACAAGAAAGUUGAUAUAGUUAAGAAGCCUAAACAAAGAGGACCAAUUAAGAAAGAUAUUAUUGUUAAGAAAUCUGAGGUUGAAAAGGGGUCAAUUGAAGUUGAUAAAGAUGUUCAAGUAGAAGUAGAAGUAGAAGAUGAUGAAUUGGAUAAAAGAGAAGAAGAAGAUUAUUCUAGUGUAGAUGAUGAUGAUUUUGAACCUGAUGCGGCUGAAGAUGAUGACGAAGAAGAAGAUGAUGACGAUGAUGAUGAAGCUGGUGAAAAGAGUCUGAAGGAAGAAUCAUCUGGAACUAGAAAGAGAAAGAAAACAUCAGAUACAGCUAAUACUACAACAUCAACUAAGAUUAAAAAGACUACUAAACGACAGAAACCGAGCCUUAAAGUUAUAUCUGACGGACUGGUUGAUGAAAAGACAUGUCCUGUCUGUGCUCAAACAUUUCCAACUGCAGUUGAUUGUAAAAAUCAUAAACGAUCACAUUCUAAACCAAAAAUCCAUAAAUGUGAAAUAUGUCAUAAAGCAUUCAGUCAAAUGCCUAACUUAGAGUAUCAUUAUACUAUUAUACAUAAAGAUCUUCAAGUUAAUGGUGCUGGAAAAGUUAUUAUUGAUGAAAAUGUAGCACCAAUUCAACAAGGAGAAGAAACAGUUGAAGGAGAAGUUAAACCAGAAAUAGAUUACACCCAACUUCGAGUAUUCCAUUGUGGAAUUGUAGGAUGUACAAAGACAUUUUUAUCGUAUGAAUUAUUAUUAAAACAUCGAGAAACAGAUCAUUUAACAAAAACUCGAAUGACUUAUAAACAUCCCAAAACGGAUAAGAAACAUAAAUGUACUUUUGAAGGUUGUGACAAAGCAUUCGUAAAAUAUUCAGAUUUAACUCGUCAUGUUCGAGUUCACACUGGUGAAAAACCAUUUCAAUGUGAAGAUUGUGGUGCAAGUUUUAAUCAGAAAUAUCGUUUAACCACUCAUUUAAGAUCCCAUAGUGGUGAGAAGCCUUUCUCGUGUAGUUAUUGUGGGAAAUUAUUUGCUCGUGGUGAUGCAGUAAAAUCCCAUAUAUUUUCAGUUCAUCGAGAGAAGGGUGAAGCUUUUUAAUUAAAGAAUGAAUUGCAGUUAUGUAGUAUUUACUAUCUAUAAUAUAUGUUUGUAUGGUUGGCCCCAUAUAACAAAAUAAAUUUAAAUUUAAAUUUAAACUAAACAUACGCCCCAUAUUUAUUCGGAUAAUCUUUUACGUCAAUAUAAACGUCAUUAUCAUAUUGUCCAACCAAGUAUUGAUCCAUGAAUUCGGCCCGUUUUGCAAUACCUUCGAUUUGGUUUUGCAUAUGAAGUAUGAGUCGAUGUGUUAGGUCCCUCGGUUAAAAGGAUGCGAAAAAUAUUACCUUUGAAAAAUUUUGGAAUCGUAUGAGUAUUUGCUGAAAAGGAUGUUUGACUACUAAGAUGCUAAAUUGCUUCAAAUGACUCUGACUCUCACUCUAUGUGACAUAUUACUGAAUAUUUUUGAAUUACUAAUAAAUAAAUAAAUAAAUAAAUAAUAUAAAAACUAUAUAAAUAACUACUGCAGUACAAC